This is a messenger RNA of Colletotrichum godetiae, 516 nucleotides long. RefSeq lists its product as uncharacterized. The record is from RefSeq and is a predicted model, not a curated record. NCBI's taxonomy places the organism in Eukaryota, Fungi, Ascomycota, Sordariomycetes, Glomerellales, Glomerellaceae. The transcript has a single exon. Bases 216 to 464 code for a protein of 82 amino acids.
CUUGUUUUGAUGAUCCCACUCGGGUGUACCUGGGUUGAGCACUGGCUCGUUGUACAUGAUAAUUAAACCAGCAAGACAACCACAGUAAACAUAACACUAGAUACUUUGUACCGUCUACAUCCAAAGUACCUAGCCAUCUCUCCCCCUUACCCCCCUGGGACCAGAGUUACAAUAUCAUCUCAUCAACAAUACCAACCAGGUAGGUAUCCGUACUAAUGGUCCAAUGCCACUGCAAUGCAUUGAAGAGAAAGGGACCCCACAAACUAAUUUUGUCUUCUCUGCGCCCAUUCGCCCACCAUCAGAUGGCGCCUCUGAUCUUUCUCUCUCUCAAGCUUGAUGCAAUGCGCCCAGGAAGUUCAGGUCCAGGAACCUUUGGUGCUUCUUCUUUGCCUGCGACAUCGCUGUGCCGAUCAGCGCCCCUCCCCUCAAAGCUUAACUCUGACGGGCCACCACUGCAAUUAUAAUCACCACCAAAAUGUAUCAAGCUUGGCUUGGGGCCGAGACUUUUAAUUCCAG